Messenger RNA from Labrus mixtus (cuckoo wrasse), 2321 nucleotides. It is a transcript of the gene popdc2, whose product is annotated as popeye domain containing 2. The transcript has 4 exons. Bases 434 to 1555 code for a protein of 373 amino acids. Gene Ontology annotation, molecular function: cAMP binding. Lineage: Eukaryota; Metazoa; Chordata; Actinopteri; Labriformes; Labridae. Gene Ontology annotation, cellular component: sarcolemma. The record is from RefSeq and is a predicted model, not a curated record.
CUCCACAGUGCAGGCCGGUUCAGUUGGUGGCUGAGAGAAAAGGCAGAAAAGUGCACUCGACAAGAAGACUCAGAGGGGACAGAAGGUGCGAGAAGCCAGAGGGGAGAGAGAGAGAGAGACAGAGAGAGAGAGAGGGAGGAAGGGGACGCAUAAUGAGAGAAGAAGAAGAGUCCCAUUCCAGCUGUGUUUCUAAAACAAACAGAGCCGUGAGAACUUCUUCAUAUUGAAGAAUUUUCAGCUGCAGGCCAAGGGAACAAACAUUUACCUCUGACAUUUUUUGAUCGACUUUGGCUGUUUAUUUUUAAUCAGGAUUUCAUUCAAACAAAACAUCUUGUUGUUAGUGUUGCUCGGACAGAAAUAGGCCCAAGUUUCAUUUGGAUAAGAAGUUUUUUUGGCUCAUUCUUCAGGAGCCUCUUUUCAGCUUGUUUUAAACAUGAGCACAGAAAACUCCACUCUUCUGGACAGCUUGUUCUUUGCUCCUCUUUGCGAUGGCUGGACCAACAACACAGAGGGAGCCAUCUACCACUUGGGAAACACCAUGGUCUUCCUGGGCUACAUGGGAGGCAGCGGGGCCUACGGGUGCCUCUUCAUCUUCGGCUUCCUCACCCCGGCCUUCCUGUGCUUGACCGUGUGGGGCUGGAUCACCAUGUGCGGCCUGGACGUCUUCACCUGGAACCUGCUCCUGCUGCUGGCCUGCCUGGCUCAGAUCUGCCACCUCCUCUACCGGCUGCACCAGGAGGGCAUACCCAGGGAGGAGCUGUCCUCCCUCUACCAGGCGGUGUACCUGCCGCUGGGCGUCCCCGUCCAGGUGUUCAAGGACAUCGCGGGUGCCUUUGAGAACAGGGUGGUGGAGCUGAAGGCGGGAGAGACGUACGCAGUGGAGGGAAAGACAUCAAUCGACCAGCUCUCCUUUCUGCUGUCUGGGAGGAUCAAUGUAUCUCUGGAGGGUCAGUUCCUGCACUACAUCCAACGCCACCAGUUCCUCGACUCUCCGGAGUGGGAGUCUCUGAGACCAAAUGAGGAGGGAAAGUUUCAGGUGACCCUAACAGCGGAAGAAGACUCCCGCUACAUCUCUUGGCGUCGCCGUCGUCUCUACAUGCUGAUAUCAAAGGAGCGCUACAUCGCUCGUCUCUUCUCCCUCAUGCUGGGCUACGACCUCGCCGAGAAGCUCUACAACCUCAACAACAAGCUCUACAUCAAGACCGGCGUGCUGCUAGACAUCCGCCUGCCCAGCCUCUACCACGUGCUGGUCCCCUCCUCGCAGGGCAGCGAGGGCGGCAGUGGCAGCGACAGCGGCUUCAACAAGGAGCAGCAGGGCGAGGAUCCAGCACCAGCCUACCAGACGUUGGAUCCAGUUCAGUCUCAGCCUCAGGGACCAAGAAAGACCACCCAGGAUGACACCAAGGCCCCCCAGCAUGACCGUCACCAGCACCCGUGGGCGUCAGACCCGGACCUGCCCUCUGGUGAGGACUCUACCAGCCUGGUCCUGGAGGACUUUGCUGAUGUGGCGGGCUCCUUAACGGAUUAUGGCAGUGAGAGGGAUUAUUUGAGGUAGAGGGGGCAGGGUGCUGGAGCUAACACACUGGGUCACCACUUAAGCUACGUGAGAUGACAGCGACAGAAAUGUUCCACCUCGUUUCCAGAGAGGCAGAGCGCCGCUGGCUCCCACCGACACUCCCAAACUGUGAGGACAGUCUCUCCUGGAAACACUUUAACUACUUUAUUAUUUACAGCUUAGCAGUAUGAAUGUCUCACAUGUCACCUGUGAUCUGUGUGUCUCUCCCUGUUCUCACCUGAGUUCAUCUCCUCUUUGACAUGGCCUCUUUCUAUUCUUUUUUACAUUUGUUUUUGUAAAAGGAAAGACAUUAUGAUAUGAUUAAUAAAUCAAUACAAGGAGCCUAUAUUUGCCACUUUAUAAACUCAAAUAAGGGCAAAUUAAAAGGCCAAAUUUAAGAUUAUAAAGCCUUUAAUCAACCUUUUGGCCACCUCAAGAAACUGUAAUCUGCCUCAAAAAAUCAGUUUCUUUCUCAGAAGGAUCGGGGAACUCACUUCAUUUAGUUAAUCAGAUAUGAACUCACAUUUCUAUGACGUGUUUCUGUUGUUGUUGUUGUCAUGGAGAAACAACUGUCCAAUUAAAGACAGAUAUUGUAACUUCCAGAUGUAUAAUACGACUUUAAAGGUCCGCCAAAAGUAAGUCAAGUCACCACUGAGGACAACCUUCACCUUGUUACUUACAGUCACAGAAUAUGUCCAAAAUGUAAAAAAAAAAAAAUGAGGGCUGCACAAAAUCUGAACAAAGCUGACUUUGCGAUAUCUUCUCU